CACGAUCCUGUACUAAACAGUAUGUAAGAGUGGUGCGCGUGGAGCCUGUUUUAGAGUAGGGCUUAGUGCGGAAGUCGUCCCUACCCGGUGCGGUCAUAACCUGUGUGCAGGGACACUGCUCUCCACUUGUCUGCUCUAAUUAACACCUUCGAUCGGGACAUUUGCCAGGUAAACACCACGCAAAAUGGACGCUACAGGGAAGGACAUGCAGGACACGUUAGUGUGUGACAACUCUUGAUGAUAUUUGGGAGUGCCAAUAACCUGCCUGGGCGUGCGAGGAGAUAACGAAAGAAAAGCCUGUGUGUAGCUGUCAGACACAGAUAAUGUUCAGUAACCGUCAGAAACUGAGGAGUAGCCUGGCUCACAAUAGGCUUUCCUUCACUGAAGAUGCCAGGAGCUGAAACAGUGCCUUUUGAAUGGGGACGAAACUUUCGGGAAUAUGUGUAGUUAUUAGUUUACAGCUAACUGUAGUAAAUUUUCUGCAUGUGUUAAUGACUUUCAUGGCAAGUUAAGUAGACCAAAACUAAAGGCUCAAUUCAGCGUACUUCCUCAAAAUGUGUGCAAUAGUAAUGUUGCAAAUGUCGAGAUUCGCCACCAGGAAACUGUUACAUCAGUGGAAUAUCACCUGUAAAGGCCAAGUAAGACUUUACCAGCUGUCUGGUAAAGGUUGGACAUUAAUGAGAUCCCAGAGACAACUGCUCUGUAAAACCAUUCUUGAGACAUCCUCUUUUUCCCACGUCCGACUUGGAGCGUCUUUAGGUCCACAUUGUGUUUGGACACACUUCAAUGCCUUCAAACCAUUUGCUUUUUACAGCACGUCGACAGACUCCAAGCAAGCAGCAAAUCAUGAGGGAAGUGAAGUCAAGACCAAAGACAAACCAGGAAGAGUAUCUUCAGAAGACUUCAAAAAGUUAAUGCAGCUCGCUUAUCCAGAGCGCUGGAGGCUAUCAGCUGCUGUAGGCUUCCUGAUUGUCUCCAGUGCUGUCACUAUGUCUGCCCCAUUUUUCUUGGGUAAAGUGAUCGACACCAUCUACACAAACUCAGCUGCUGAUUUAACUGCCUCCCUGAGCUCCCUGUGCAUCAUGCUGGCAGGGGUUUUCCUGUGUGGUGGUGCUGCCAAUGCUGCACGUGUAUACCUUAUUCACGUCUCAGGGGAGAAGAUUGUGAGAAACUUACGUGAAUCCCUUUUUUCCUCAAUUUUGAGGCAGGAGGUGGGAUUCUUUGAUAAGAACCGCACUGGUGAGCUCAUUAACCGUCUUUCUUCAGACACCGCUCGAGUUGGAAGUGUGCUCACUGACAACAUGUCUGAUGGUCUACGGGCAGUUGCUCAGGCUGGAGCUGGAGUCAGCAUGAUGUUCUAUGUGUCACCCAGUCUUGCCACCUUUGUCCUGAUGAUUGUACCUCCUUUGGCUGGCCUGGCAGUUAUCUACGGAAGAUAUGUGCGCUCCAUAUCAAAACAAACACAGGAUGCUCUGGCACAGGCUACACAGCUGGCAGAAGAGAGGAUUGGUAACUUACGGACAGUUAGGGCAUUUGGCAAAGAGCUGACAGAAGUUCAGUCCUACGCAGAGAAGGUGGAGUCUGUCCUCCAACUAGCUAGGAAGGAAGCGAGGCUUACGGCUGGGUUCUUUGGAGUGACCGGCAUGAGUGGCAACAUGAUUGUCCUGAGUGUGUUGUAUAAAGGUGGGCUGCUGAUGGGUAGUGAGCAGAUGACAGUAGGAGAGCUUUCUGCCUUUCUUAUGUAUGCCUUCUGGGUGGGCAUCAGCAUUGCAGGAAUGAGCUCAUUCUAUUCAGAGUUGAUGAAGGGGUUUGGAGCUGGUACACGUCUUUGGGAACUGAUGGAGCGGAAGCCUGAAUUUUCUCUUAAUGAGGGACUUGUUUUGAGACCAGACCAACUAAAGGGAGCCCUUGAAUUCCAUAAUGUGUCUUUCGCUUACCCAACAAGGAAGGAUGCCCCCAUUUUCCAGAACCUAAGUCUGUCUGUGCCAGCUGGUUCAGUGAUGGCAGUGGUGGGGUCAAGUGGCUCUGGAAAAUCUACUCUUGUGUCCCUCCUGCUCCGUCUGUAUGACCCAGACUCAGGUAUGGUAACUAUUGAUGGCCAUGACAUCCGGAGUUUGAAUGCUUCUUGGCUGCGGAGUUGUAUUGGAACUGUAAGCCAGGAGCCAGUCCUCUUCUCAUGCUCCAUUGCUGAGAACAUUGCAUACGGAGCAGCAGAUCCCAGACAGCUCACAACACAGGACAUCCUACGAGCAGCACAGAUAGCUAAUGCUCAUGAUUUCAUUAAUGGAUUUCCCAAAGGCUUUGACACUGUUGUUGGAGAGAAAGGAGUAUUACUGUCAGGUGGACAGAAACAAAGAAUUGCUAUAGCAAGAGCAUUGCUGAAGAACCCCAAAAUACUGUUAUUAGAUGAAGCCACAAGUGCUCUGGAUGCAGAGAAUGAGUUCCUGGUGCAAGAGGCCCUGGAGCGGUUGAUGCAGGACCGCACAGUGCUCAUCAUUGCUCAUCGACUUUCAACCAUCCAGAAUGCAGAUGCUGUGGCUGUGCUGGACCAGCAGCAUGUAGUGGAGUGUGGCAGUCAUGCAAAGCUUCUUUCCAACCAAGAUGGUAUCUUCCGCAAGCUCAUGGAGAAACAAGCCUUUUUAGAUCCUGAACAGAAGCUGGCUCUUGCUAAAUAGAAGACAAUAAUUCAAUAUCUGAAGAACUUAGUAAUGAAAGUAUAUGACAUGCAGAAAACAGCUGUAGCUGUAUAUGAGUGCCUAUCUUCAAUUUAAACUACCAGUCAUAAGUUCGUUCAUGAGAAGAUUUUUAUUAAUUUUAGAAUAUUAAUGAAGACAUUUAUUCUGUGAACUAAAAAACAGGAUUAUGUAGUAAUCAAGAAAAAUGUUCCCAAACAAAUCCAAGUAAUUUUCUGUCUAAAAUUCUUAACAGCAUUCCUGAUGGACCACCAUACGUUUCUUAAAGUUCUCAAACAGCUGAGCUCUGAGCUUCACAAACAACUCAGCACUUUCUGGCUGAUUUUCUUAUAUUUAAAUUGGAAUUACUUGUUUGGAGGAAGCAUUCUUUUACGUAAAAAUACAUGUUGAUUCAGAUUUUUUAAUGUUCAACCAUAAUUUAUUUGGCUGAUGACUAUGUACUGAGUCUAGUGUUUACAAACCUUUGACUGGUAAUGUAUGUUUAGUAAGAACCUGAUGUCAACACUCAACUUUAAGAUACAAUUACUUGUAACAAACACAAAGGACUAUUUAUUUAAAACACUGCAACUGUAAACCGCAGUUUAACUGGAAUUUUUUUUUGUUCUCUUUUCAUACAGUUGAAAUUUUUCUAGUAGUACAAUUUUCUGGAUUAUAAUCAUUAUAAUCAUAGUUAAAUCAGUAAAAGACGGGUAUGCUUUGACUUUGUAUAUAAAAAAUGGGGAUCUAGAAAAAGCAUUAUUAUUAUGGUUUACUGUAUACAUUAUUUUCACCAUGUUUGCCAAAACUGGUAUUUCAGCUCGGAAAAUCAGCUGGUCAAUCCUGUAUCAAAGACCUUCAUAUUGUCUAUGUAUGUGAAAAAGUGUAAGCUGCUAUAUAUGAAGUUUAGCAGAUGGAUCCACCCGGGACUCUUGUUUCGCAUUCAUCCUUCAAACUGUUGAACUUUGACACAGGGAACAGUCCAUAUUUGCCAAAACAUUAAAAAACACAAUGGAGAAUAGUCUAAAUGACCACCAAAGACAAAAAUUACCUGAGAAAUUAUUUGCAACAUACACUAUUACAGUGAUAAGGCUGCAAUCAAAACAGAUGUUUCGUAAGUGUGAAUAAAUAUUUUUUUUUCAUUAGUAAAGCUGUGGACAUAUUGUAAUGUUAGAUGUGCUAAUUUUAUAUAAAUAAACUACUGAUUGAUUAAUUACA
Molecule: messenger RNA, 3887 nt
Organism: Hemibagrus wyckioides
Lineage: Eukaryota; Metazoa; Chordata; Actinopteri; Siluriformes; Bagridae
Gene: abcb10
Product: ATP-binding cassette, sub-family B (MDR/TAP), member 10
Exons: 14
Coding region: 555-2675 (706 amino acids)
Biological process (GO): transmembrane transport
Cellular component (GO): membrane
Molecular function (GO): ATP binding; ATP hydrolysis activity; ABC-type oligopeptide transporter activity
Source: RefSeq, a predicted model, not a curated record